UGUUGCUCUCUCCUUCCACACUGAACUCUAGCCUGGUGCGUCAGUGCAGACGGCCUCCGAAUGACAACCCUUAUCCCCCGUGAGCCCUACUCCCAGGAGGAGCUGGAACGGCUCUAUCCCCAAGAUCUGAAACUCCAAUUGGUCCAAGUGUUCCUUCGUCAUGGAGAACGGACACCCGUCUCUUCGCGAUUUCAGAAUGCAGGACUUGCUCCAUAUUGGCCUUACUGCAACGUUGCGCGGCAGAUGAUCCAGAUGGCUUCUAGCAACAAGGAUAUCACAUCAUGGAACGGGUUCCAAUGGCGGAGGAAGACGGAGGCAUUUGGCGAUAAGGACCAAUCCGUGGUUGCAGUAGGAGCGGGCGGUGAUAUAGAAGGAAUCUGCCAGCACGGUGAGCUGACAGACAAAGGACGAGAGACAACCUUUGCACUCGGCCAGCGUCUACGACACCUCUAUGUCGAUCAGCUGGGGUUCAUGCCUAAGAUCAAAGCCGACACCGAGGACAUGUACCUUCGUGCCACUCCCAUUCCCCGUGCCCUUGAGUCCCUUCAGCAAGCCUUCUGGGGCAUGUAUCCCGCCAGUGCUCGCACACAGGACUUCCCACCCCCGGUGAUCGUUGCACGCUCUGUUUCGGAGGAAACGCUCUUUCCUAAUGAAGGGAACUGCCGUCGUUUCAGACAGCUUGCCAGACUGUUUGCAAAGAGAGCAGGAGAAAGAUGGGACAACACCGAACAGAUGGACUAUAUCAACAAGCGCCUGUCCAAAUGGAUGCCAGAAAGCUCCCCCAGAAUCGCGGUGAACGGUCACCCCCAGCUUUGCGGAAUCAUGGACACAAUCAACGCCACUGAUGCUCACGGACCCGCAACAAAGCUUCCCUCUGAGUUCUACGACCGCAAGGUCAGAGAAUACAUUGACAAGAUCUCCGUCGAUGAAUGGUUCGCCGGAUACACUGAGAGCAAUGAGUACCGCAAACUCGGUAUCGGAGCUCUGCUCGGCGACGUUGUCGACCGCAUGGUCAGCACCGCCGUCGACGGCGGCUGGCGCAGUGAGACCUCCGCAUCCGGAUCCUCCCCCAACAACGGCAAGGCCAUCAAGUUCGCCAUGAGCGGUUGCCACGACACGACCCUCGCCGCCAUCCUCUCCAGCACAGGAGCCUUCGACGGCAUAUGGCCUCCGUUCACAUCCUCCGUUGCCAUCGAGCUCUUCUCCAAGGCAGAACAAGCACAAGCACAAGCACCCGCACCCACGAGCGAAGCCACCCCAAAGAAUAGCGGACUCUUCUCCUUCCUGACCGGCUCUUCCCCUACUACCAACAAUACCCCCCAGCCAUCCGAAACGGCCCGCGUCCCUCUGUCUUCCUUCCCUGAAUCAUCCAAACAAUCCCUGCGCACCCACUAUGUCCGCAUCCGAUACAAUGACCGUCCCGUCCGGAUCCCCGGCUGCGCCGCCAAGGCCGAGAACCAUCUCCCCGGCGACGAGUCUUUCUGCACCCUUGAAGCGUUCAAGGAAAUCGUCGACAAGUUCACCCCCAAGAACUGGAGACAGGAGUGCCUGCAAAACAUCGGGGAGGGGCUGUACGGUAAGGACGACAGUGAGAAGUCGACUGCAGGCUUCUAGAGCUAUGGAUGACGGCAUACGCCUGCAGGCUCCAUCCGUAUGUAUAUUGGGAAACUGAAUCUUGGAAUCCUUCUUGCAUUUGGAUCUGCUUUUGCACCAUCAAGAUUAGAUUAUCCCAUAGAGAAAGUAGAUAUUAUUACAGAUCACAUCCC
Aspergillus sclerotioniger CBS 115572 is the source of this 1766-nucleotide messenger RNA. RefSeq names its product putative acid phosphatase. Gene Ontology annotation, molecular function: phosphatase activity. Lineage: Eukaryota; Fungi; Ascomycota; Eurotiomycetes; Eurotiales; Aspergillaceae. Bases 61 to 1614 code for a protein of 517 amino acids. Gene Ontology annotation, biological process: dephosphorylation. The record is from RefSeq and is a predicted model, not a curated record. The transcript has 7 exons.